Messenger RNA from Daucus carota subsp. sativus, 1558 nucleotides. RefSeq names its product acyltransferase Pun1. Lineage: Eukaryota; Viridiplantae; Streptophyta; Magnoliopsida; Apiales; Apiaceae. The transcript has a single exon. The record is from RefSeq and is a predicted model, not a curated record. The coding region runs from base 65 to 1396 and encodes 443 amino acids.
UUGGAACUUAAUAACCUAGUUGGAACUUAAUAACCUACAACCAGCUUCUCCCACAACAUACUCUAUGAUGAUCAGGAGGCUAAUCUCCAAAAGGCAACUACAUGUCGUCUCGAGAUCAAAAACCAACAUUAAACCAGCUUCUCCCACACCACUCCAACUCAAACACUAUCAUCUUCCUUUCCAUGAUCGUAUGAUGUCCGAUGUUUAUAAUCCCAUAAUAUUCUUCUAUCCAAAUCCACAACCAUUAGCAGAAAAUACAACAAUAUCAAAUCUGCUCAAGAAAUCUUUAUCGAAAACACUUUCCAAGUACUACCCCUUCGCGGGCAGGCUAAGCCCUUCAGGAUCCCAUGUCGAAUGCAACGAUGAAGGUGUUCAAUUUUUCGAAGCCCAAAUAUCAUGCAAAUUAUCAGAGAUGCUGCGAAAACCUCCAGUCAGGGAAGAAGAGGAAGGCUUCGGCCAUCUCUUUCCACGUGACUCGAUAUGGCGUCAUAUGAUAUAUUCCUUAAUGUUUGUUCAGCUAAGCCAGUUUUCUUGCGGGGGAAUAGCUAUAGCAGUUGGCCUUUCGCACCGUGUUGCGGAUGCCACCACUUUAUUCUCAUUUUUAUUGUACUGGGCAAAUUUGUCAUGCACCUCGAACUUUGAAAAUGGACUAAUUCAUCUUCAACCCUGUUUCGUGAACAAGCUGCUACCGGGAUCAUGUCAUAACAAUUUUGUUCCAAAUUUCUCUUUGUAUCCCCAAAAGCAUUGGAUCACGAAAGAGAUAGUGUUUCCAAAUUCAAAGAUAGCGGAACUCAAAGCCAAGCUUCAAAUGAACGACAAACUAGAAGGUGUAAUAAGAGACCGAAGCUACACAAGAACAGAGCUACUGACUGCACUUCUUUACAGAUGUGCUGGACUUGCGGCAGUUGCAUCAAAUUCGGGGGACUAUCCAAAAUCCGUCAUGUUGCAGACAGUGAACAUGCGACCUCUGCUGGAUCCGCCGCUGCCUAAAACAAGCGUCGGAAAUCUCUUCACUUAUAAUCACAUUCCAACAAGUACAACCAGCGAGUUACAAUUAAGUCCACUGGUGGGCCGAAUGAAAAAUGGAUUGAUGCAGCUUAGAGGAGUUGAGAGUCUGGAAGGAAAAGAAAUCAUGGUAUUGAUAGAGAAGUAUGCGAAAAGUGGUCAUAGAAAAUAUAUUAUGAGCAGCAUUUGUAAUAUGCCGUUAUAUGAGGGGAUGGAUUUUGGGUGGGGAAGGCCUGUGAGAGCCAACGUCGUGGACGCACCGUUUGUGAAUUGCAUGUAUUUGACGGAUAGUCCUGGUAAAGAUGGUAUUACGGCCACUGUCAGUUUGGAGGAGCAAGACAUGAAAAAUUUCCUACUAGACAAAGAGCUUCUUACUUAUGCUUGUCUGUAAGCUUUUUUUUUUUUUGCAUCUCAAUCGUCGGCUAAAAUGAUUAGCUAAAAUAAUAUGAAUAAUGAUUAUGUAAAAUUUGCUGAAAUCGUAUGAGAUUAUCGCAUUAUGCUUAGUUAUAAGGAAUAUCGUUAUUUAUAUUUUAAAAUAGAUACAUGUUAUAUA